This is a messenger RNA of Notolabrus celidotus (New Zealand spotty), 3609 nucleotides long. It is a transcript of the gene col9a3, whose product is annotated as collagen, type IX, alpha 3. The coding region runs from base 597 to 2633 and encodes 678 amino acids. The record is from RefSeq and is a predicted model, not a curated record. NCBI's taxonomy places the organism in Eukaryota, Metazoa, Chordata, Actinopteri, Labriformes, Labridae. The transcript has 32 exons.
AUAAACUAGUCCAAGUAGUGGUGUUGCACCAAGCAGGGUCAGGUUACUUCUCAAAAAAAGGGGUUGCAAAAAGUUCUCUCCACAUUUUACUAAGUCAAAUAUCAAUACCUGUGUAAUUUAUCAGAUGUUCAUGCUUUCAUUGGAUAUGUAUUUGGUUUUAAGGCCAAACAUAUUUUGUAGUGACAGUAAUGUAGCAUGCUUCUCAACGUGUAAGUAAUGACAUCCACGUUAUUUAGAUGUGUAUGUUUGGUCAGGCACUGAUUGGCCAGAGUUGGAGACCCCACAUAUUUUGUACGUUUUGAAAUCAGCCCACUUUCUUGCUGUCCGAAAAGGUCUCCCCUCUCUUCUCACUGCCUCCCCCUCUCCUCCUCACCCCCUUCGCCCCUGUGUGCAGAUCUCCACUCUGAGUUCAGCCCCUUCAGUUCAGCUGGAGGCUCGGGUUUAUCUGGGACCGAAGGGGAAGCCAUUCAGGAGCUACGCGCCGUCAGGUGAAAGAAGGCUCCGUUGCGGACGCUGGGGGGGAGUGAGAGAGGACCGGGAACCAGGGACGUGACUUUUUUCGCUUUAACUUGGGUUUGUGAGGGCGACAAGGAGCCAUGGCGUUGUUCUCUGCUCUUUGGGUGCUCUUACUGUGCCAGCUUUUGACAUCAUCCUCAGCUCAGAGGCCUGGCCCCAGAGGAGCCACUGGGCCCCUAGGACCCCCAGGGCCUGCAGGAAAGGAUGGCACUGAUGGAAAACCUGGACCUGCUGGACUGCCGGGGAAAGCUGGCCCCAAAGGGAAAUCAGGAAUACCAGGGGUAGCAGGGAAACCAGGCCUGCCAGGACUUCCAGGGGUGGACGGCUUGACGGGUCCUGAUGGUCCUGCUGGGAAAGAUGGACCCCCAGGGGAAGCAGGUGAUGCUGGACCUUCUGGGCCCGCUGGACCUCCUGGCAGAGGGAGACCAGGAGCCCCAGGACUACCUGGAACCAACGGGUUGCCAGGCGGAGUCGGACCUCAGGGUUCAGCAGGUGCUGAGGGUCUCUCAGGACUUCCUGGACCUGCUGGCCCUGAUGGACCACCAGGACUUCCUGGUACUCUUCAAGACCUCAGCGGUGACCUUUUGUGUCCUGCGAUCUGCCCCCCUGGUCCCUCUGGCCCCCCUGGGAUGCCAGGAUUCAAGGGUCACACUGGGCACAAAGGAGACAAGGGAGAGCUUGGGAAAGAUGGAGAGAAGGGUGAUGCUGGUCCACCUGGUCCUCCAGGUAUUCCUGGGACUGUGGGUCUGCAGGGCCCUCGUGGUCUCAGAGGCUUACAAGGCCCCAUGGGAGCUGUAGGAGACAGAGGCCAUCCUGGUUUCAGAGGAAAACCUGGCAUUACAGGCAUUAUCGGGAAGACAGGUGAUGCUGGAGAAAAAGGGCCUCAGGGAUUCAUAGGACCCAAAGGAGAAAUUGGUAAAAUUGGUCCUAAAGGAGGUCCUGGGGGAGCUGGACCCAAAGGAGAGCCUGGUAUUCCUGGCAGAGAUGGUAAAGAUGGAACACCAGGAUUAGAUGGUGAGAAGGGUGAUGCUGGACGCCAUGGAGUUGUGGGGGAGAAAGGACCAAAUGGCCUUCCUGGUCUCCAAGGAAAGGCUGGUGCAAAGGGCUCCAAAGGAGGAGUUGGGGAUUCAGGGAAGGAUGGGGAGACGGGACCCUCUGGAGAGCCAGGUAUUCCUGGUGAUAUUGGCAUCCCAGGAGAGAGGGGGAUAGCAGGACCCAGAGGAGUGGCUGGAGGAAUUGGACAAGCAGGCAAUCCUGGGCCUCUGGGGGUGAAAGGCUUCCAGGGGGUAAAAGGAGGCUUGGGGGACCCAGGUCUGCCAGGUCCAACGGGAAUCCGUGGAGAAUUUGGUGAAAGGGGUCCAGUCGGAGCUUCUGGAACCAAAGGAGACAUGGGUGUGGCAGGAAGUGAUGGUUUACCAGGGGAGAACGGAGAACCUGGUCCCUUCGGCCCAGUUGGACAAAAAGGAGAGUCUGGGAAGCGAGGUGAACUUGGACCAAAGGGUGUGACAGGUCCACAAGGAGAGCUUGGGGCAAGAGGGCUCCCAGGAAAACAAGGAACAAUGGGCUUCCAGGGUGAGCAGGGUCAGCCUGGAAUUGCAGGAAAGACAGGUGUACCUGGUAAAUUAACAAGUGAGCAGCACAUUAGAGAGCUGUGCGGUUCGAUGAUCGAUGAUCAGAUUGCACAGCUGGCUGCUAACCUUCGAAGACCCCUGGCCCCAGGAAUGGUGGGCCGCCCCGGCCCUGCUGGAACUUCAGGAAAGCCUGGAGUUGCUGGCUCUAUUGGGCAUCCAGGUUCCCGUGGACCCCCAGGGUACAGAGGUCUGCCAGGAGAACUUGGAGACCCUGGUCCCAGAGGUGAUGUGGGAGAGCAAGGGGAUAAGGGAUCUCUUGGCAAAGCCAUUGAUGGACCAGCUGGAGACCAAGGAUACCAGGGUCUUCCAGGUGUACUUGGAAUUGUUAAAGAUGGGCGUGAUGGAUCUCCAGGGGAUCCAGGUGAGCCUGGAGAAUCAGGCAGGGCGGGCAGGACUGGACACCAGGGACCCCCUGGAAUCUGUGACACAUCAGCCUGCCAGGGAGCAGCAGCCGCUGGAAAAUCCUCCAACCCCAAAAACCAUUAAACCCGACUUCCUGCCACCUGUCGCCCUCCACCCAAGAGAGCAAGGCUUGAUACGUAAAGGAAGAAAGGAGUGAGGGAAGCGAGUGGUCACAAAAAUGUCCUCUUUAUUUAAAUAAAAGUAUCACAGGAUGGGAAGAGUAACAUCAGCAGGUGUGAUAUUCUGAGAAGAAUGGAGGAACAUCCGAAUAUUGACACAAAGAAACAGAGCAACUGAUCGACAGAAACAUCAACAGAGAAAAAGUGGACAGAGGGAGGAAGAGUUCAAGAGCAUAACUGCAUUGCUACAGAUUCUACAAUAUCACAAAACAAGACUUGACUUAUAAACAGCUGAAGACGAAUGAUGAGUCCUUUGUGUAUAAAAACUUUGUACAUGUUGUUUCCAUGCCCCCGUUAACCUUUGCUAGCAUCGCUGUGGCAGAUGACACUCUGAAAACAACAGUGACUGUCUCUGAAGUGAAUGUGCAUGUAUCAUGGCCCCCUUUCAUGUCAAUCACAGGUGUUACCUCAACAUACAAGCUUACAGUGUAAAAUAUGGAAAACAGACAGAGGUGAAAAGCCUCUGUCAGAGAGCUGUGUACCGUCAAAGGAAUAAAAAGCACAAGAACCAAGGUGCUGACAAAUUGUGUAGAUUAAUGCAAAAAUACUUUUUGAUAGUCUUUUUUUACAGCUUGUUUUUUUUUAAUUAUAUGUGAAGUUGGUUCUCUAGAUUUGAGGAUCAGAAACAAAAUAAAACAUGUGGAUGCAUAAAUCAGUCAUUACAAAACCAAUCGAAGGAGCAAGGUAAUUAUUUCAAUGUCUUUUUUUUCUCCAAUCUGCAAUGACCACAUCCACUAUGUACUACCGGUGCUGUAACUAUUAAAUAUACAUGACCUUAAAUACUAUUUAUUAUUUGUGGGUGACUGUUGUAUGUACAGUAAGAUGCUACAGCGACAUGUUGUAAGAAAGAACAAAUAAAGCCACUUUUCAGUAAAACAUUA